Molecule: messenger RNA, 2746 nt
Organism: Sturnus vulgaris (Common starling)
Lineage: Eukaryota; Metazoa; Chordata; Aves; Passeriformes; Sturnidae
Source: RefSeq, a predicted model, not a curated record
GCAGUAAAGCCCUAAGUUAGACUCAUUCAUGCUAGAGAACUGUUGCCAGAGACGUGUUGCACUUCACUCAUUUCUAUCUGCUCAGAGGUGAAUUUUCAGACAAGAUUGAGUCAUCUAACACAAACCCACCUGACAGUGUUUGUACUCUGGGGAGUCCUCCCACAUGCUCCUCAUGCAGAAUCCUGUUUUACCUGUUCAAGACCAGCUUGCAGAUGGCUGGUCACCUUGGCAUCACCUAGAAAGGUUUCCUGUGCCUGGUCCUACUAGUGCUGGGAGUGCACACAAGCAACUUUCUCCCUAAGUAAACAGCAAAAGAGUGGGCAAAAGAAAUGGUUUCCAUCACAACUGAAAAUGAUGCACAGCUGUACAACAUGACCACCCAGGAGCUCACAGUCAGUCCAGAAUAUUUCCACAAUAAUUCAGGAGUGCAUCAGAUACAUCAAAAUGGAUGUGUUAGUACCGAUGUAUGGAAAUGGCUAGUGGAUUUUCAGCCUGGAUUUCUCUGGUUUAUAUUUAUUCUGGGAUCAAUAGAAAAUUCCUUUGUGCUCACCGUCCUGUGUUUCCACAAGAGCAGCUGCACAGUGGCUGAAAUUUACCUAGCAAACAUGGCAUUUGCUGACCUAAUGCUGGUCUGUACUUUACCUUUCUGGGCCAUUAAUAUUUCUAAUGGUUUUCAUUGGCCUUUUGGCCUGUUUCUCUGUAAAGCUGUCAACAUUAUGAGUUACAUGAACUUGUAUUCUAGCAUUUAUUUCCUGACACUGGUGAGCAUUGACCGCUACCUGGCCUUGGUGAAAACCAUGUCUCUUGGACGGAUGAGACGAACCGUCUGUGCCAAAUGGAAUUGUUUUGUGAUUUGGACAUGUGCAGUGCUCAUGUGUUCACCUACAAUGGUGUUUCGAAAUUUGCGGUUUUUUGAACAAUACAACAUCACAGCCUGUGUUCUUCUUUACCCAGCCAGCUACUGGGAGCCCACAAACAACUCCUUGCUGAAUAUUGUGGGGUUUGUGAUCCCAUUCUGUGUUAUUACCUAUUGCACUGUGCAUAUCAUCAAAGCUUUACGAAGCAGUGAGCUACGAAAAAUGAAGGUAGUCCAGACAGAGAGGAGAGCCACCAUGCUGGUCCUUGCUGUGCUCCUGCUGUUCAUCAUUUGCUGGCUUCCAUUCCAGAUCAGCACGUUCAUUGACACAAUCCGUUACUUCUCACCCACUCUCAAAUGCCUGGAAGACAUCAAUGAUGUGCUGACCCAGAUAGCCACAUACUGUUCCUUUAGCAACAGCUGCCUGAACCCAGUCUUGUAUGUGAUUGUUGGGAAAAACUUCCAGAAGAAGGCUGUGGAAUUCUACAAGGACUUGUUUACAAAGAGGUGCAGAAAAUUACAGUCUGUGCAGAUGGAAAACUCCCUGGACACUUUAAGAACUUCCAUUUCAAGCGACUAUUCAAGGAAAAAGUCUGUUAUAUCUUUACCCCAAUAGCAUAAUUUUAGGAAAUCCUUAAAGGAAGAAAGCCUUCUAACAUAUCAGUCUCCACUCAUAUCCGUCUGCUAUGGGUCCACAGAAUAAACAUGUUCAUUACAUGAGGGAAAACAAUGGUUUGAUCUUAAUGGAAACUCCAUAAAGAGAUCUGCUUCUAAUGUUAUUGGAUGUUUUUCAUUAUUGAAUCCUACCUUCUAGCUUACUUUCAUUUUCAUGGCUGAAUGAUACUAGGCUCAUGUAUCACUUGGAAUGUUUUUCUAAGGUGUGCAUACAAUCUGAAUGGAGCCCCAGUACAAAAAUUAUUGUCAGGAUUGUGCAGCUACAUAUGGUACCUAUAAUAGUGUAUUAAAUAAGAUUUUUGAUCUGGGAGGGGCUUGUAUUUGAAUAAGCUCUGUUAAGUGAGUCCUGUAGGAUGCGUUUUUAGACGUGUCCAUCUUUUGGGUUUUUAAUUUCUCUCUUCAGUCAUCUGAAACUCUCUGAUUCUUUCAUUGACAAGCAGUGCCUUUUUGCAACUGCUCCGGUCAGUUACAGAUUUACAUGAGCAAGUCCGUAUGAAAAGUAGCUGGAAAAAGGUAAAGCACUAGUGGAAGGGAACCUGCACCCACCUGCAAGAAGUUAGCUGAGUUUUCUUCAUAGAAGAAGAUUCUUUACCCCUUCUACCUUGGAAUGAAAGCUUUCACUUACUCCUUUUGAGUGAGUGAAUGCUAUUUAUAUUCAUGCUUACACUUCAGCUCAGAGACUCGGGUUUUUAGUAUUUGCAAAGUAUGAUUAAUAUUAUUCAAUGGGUAUAUAAAACCUUGGCACAACUGGUAUAAUCUCAGAAACAGUAGAAACUGAGAAUAUGAAGAAGAGCAUCACCUAACUACAUUAGAAAUCUAACUGAAGAUAACAGGGGUCUUGAAACCUCAGAGUAUUCAAGAAUAGCCUUUUCAGAUUCUAAUAAUACUUACAUUUUAUCAGUAGACUUAAUCCAUGAGAUUUUAAUACAAGAUAGCUUUUCACCAAUUGGACUGUAUUUUUGAGCUAAGUUGAUCAUAGACCUAAAAAACCCAUAGUGUACUGAAUUGUCUGUUUGUACUUUAACCUCUAGGAACCUUGACUGAGACUGAAUGGAAAAUGAUCUAAGCUAUGCUGAAACUAACAGUCUCUGAUCUGUUCUUAAGGUUACAGCUUUUAAAUCUAGCAAGAGAAAUGGAGUUCAGUGACAUGAGUAAAUUCAGAUGGCAACUACAUGGUCUUUAUCUGCCAGAGCUUGAAUGGAGCAAUAAAGUUCA